UCCUCAAUGGUCUGAAAAAUCAUUCCGAGACAGGCGUGACUUCGAAUGCGAAAAAACAGGAAGAGGUGUGUGCUCGUGCAGCCUACUGUUUGUCUUUGGGUUAGGUUACAAUUUACCCUUUCAGGGGAAAAUGGCGAUAGGAAAUACAAUAGCGUAGAUUCCCAGUAUUAGAAUUUCCAGAAAUUAAACGAAGUGCAGUGGUUGUUGCUGAGUCAGAAUGGGAAACAACAGCAGCAGUGGUGAGCGGGCCAGUGCAGGUCAGGGUGAGAGACCCUAUCAGCGUGAUGAUGGACAAGGUGCCAAGGAUGGCGCACGGCCCAAGAUUCUCAUGGACAGCACAGAUGAUGCUGACCUGUUUAACACCCGAGAGGCUAAAAAUGCUCCUCAGGAGAUCCAGGAGUUUCUAGCCUGGCAGAGGGACCUUGAGAGUGACAGUAAAUGUCCCAGUCAGGCCAAGCCCACUGUGUUCCGUUGGACAGGCGCUGGCAAAGAGAUCUUUGUGUCUGGAUCAUUCAACAACUGGGCCACCAAGAUUCCCCUCAACAAAAGCCAGAACAACUUUGCAGCGGUUGUGGACUUGCCUGAGGGAGAGCACCAGUAUAAGUUCUGUGUAGAUGGACAGUGGACCCUCGACCCGACAGGGGCUGUGUUGACGACCAAAACUGGCACUGUCAAUAAUGUCAUUCAGGUGAAGAGGACUGACUUUGAGGUGUUUGAAGCCCUCAUGAUUGAUUCUCAGGAAUGUGCAGAUAUGUCAGACCUCUCGAGUUCCCCUCCGGGACCCUACCAGCAGGACCCAUACAUAACCAAGACAAGCGACAAGCUCAAGAACCCCCCCAUCCUGCCACCACACUUGCUGCAAGUCCUACUCAAUAAGGACACUGGCGUGUCUUGUGACCCAGCCCUUCUUCCAGAGCCCAACCAUGUGAUGCUCAACCACCUCUAUGCCCUCUCCAUCAAGGAUGGGGUGAUGGUUCUUAGCGCAACCCACCGCUACAAAAAGAAGACAAUGACUCAACACACCUCCAGGCUGUGUAAUUGCUAUUUGACCAAGAAGAAGAGUGAUGGAGUGCUGCAUCAGAUGACCUGGCCUCCACAAUCACCUGACCUCAACCCAAUUGAGAUGGUUUGGGAUGACUUGGACUGCAGAGUGAAGGAAAGCAGCCAACAAGUGCUCAGCACUCCUUCAAGACUGUUGGAAAAGCAUUCCAGAUGAAGCUGGUUGAGAGAAUGCGAAGAGUAAGCAAUGCUGUCAUUAAGGCAAAGGGUGGCUACUUUGAAGAGUCUAACAUAUCAAAUAUAUUUUGAUUUAACACUUUUUUGGUUAUAUGAUUCCAUAUGUGUUGUUUCAUAGUUGUGAUGUCUUCACUAUUAUUCCACAAUGUAGAAAAUAGUAAAAAUAAAGAAAAACCCUUGAGUAGGUGUGUCCAAACGAG
Messenger RNA from Salvelinus fontinalis (brook trout), 1436 nucleotides. RefSeq names its product 5'-AMP-activated protein kinase subunit beta-1-like. NCBI's taxonomy places the organism in Eukaryota, Metazoa, Chordata, Actinopteri, Salmoniformes, Salmonidae. The transcript has 9 exons. Gene Ontology annotation, molecular function: nucleic acid binding; protein kinase binding. Gene Ontology annotation, cellular component: nucleus; nucleotide-activated protein kinase complex; cytoplasm. Bases 218 to 1216 code for a protein of 332 amino acids. The record is from RefSeq and is a predicted model, not a curated record. Gene Ontology annotation, biological process: signal transduction.